Molecule: messenger RNA, 2945 nt
Organism: Topomyia yanbarensis
Lineage: Eukaryota; Metazoa; Arthropoda; Insecta; Diptera; Culicidae
Product: ubiquitin carboxyl-terminal hydrolase MINDY-3 homolog
Exons: 5
Coding region: 501-2066 (521 amino acids)
Biological process (GO): protein K48-linked deubiquitination
Molecular function (GO): cysteine-type deubiquitinase activity; K48-linked deubiquitinase activity
Source: RefSeq, a predicted model, not a curated record
GUUAGUGCAUCCAGAUUCCAGACCAACAGAUUCGCUGUCAUCGGUAUUGCGUACACAAGAGGACAUUUUUAUAAAGAAAAAAUCGCGUUUUUUGUGUAUAUUUGCGGGCUUCAAAAGCACAGUGGAAAUAUUUGCAAACGAGAAAACGAGCGGUGAGAAGAGCGAAGGAAGCAGUGCACCGUGGUGUGACGCAAAAUCUGGCAAGAAAAAUCGAAUUUUUCCUCUGCCAAGCAAAGUUGGCUGCUACCAAUAUUUCGCCUUCUGGCAGCAAUAAUUCGCAUCAAAAUCGGCACCAUUCUCGGUUACUGUGGAUCAAGCCCCGGAAAGUUUAGUUUGAGCUACGGCAAACAACUUUCUCGGCUGCGAAACACGACUGCUUACCCGUCGAAGUGUUGGGCAUUUUGUGUGCAGGAUUUUUCAUCCUCUGCCUCUGCGUCGCUCUGACCUUUGGCUUUUUAAGGAAUUGGAUUUCGAAGGCCAUCCGCGGGGGUAACACCACAAUGGGCGAACACUCGUUACCGGGGCAGUCGUCAGCAAGCGAACAACAACAACCAGUUCCGGUAGCACAGUCAAGCGAAUCGGCUGGUACAUCUGGGCGGCAGCAACAUCAACAGCAGCAGCAGGGCGUACAGGAUCUACGGGAAAUUUGCCAGCUGCUUUGGGGAUCGUCUAUCCGGCAGGAAGUUUUUCGUCGCUGGUCCCAGGGGUUCGAGUUCAGCGAGAGCGAACCGUCGGCACUGGUUCAGCGUGAUGGAGGGCCAUGCUGUGUGAUUGCACCGGUGCAGGCGUACCUGCUGAAGAUUCUGCUAAUGGAGACACCUGGGCACAGUUUUAGUGAUCUGACCACGGACAAGUGCAAAGCACUGCUCAUUCAAGCCAUCUGUCAAAUACUGACCAAGUGCAAAAUGACUAAGUAUCGAGUUGUCAGCCUAAAACCACGGCAGAAUCCUGUGCACGCUGGUGGCAGCGUUUGUCCCGUCCCGGAGACCGAUGGCGAUUCGGAGAUGGUUGACGCGUUGGAAAAUCUUCCCCCGAACGAGGACGUAGUCGAAGUCGGUGUGGAAGCGAUGGCACCUGCAGCAGAUGUGGCUUCCGAUUUGGUUAAUCAGAAUACUGCUGCCGCUUCGUCGGAUGUUGGGCGGGCCGUUGCGCUUGAACCGUGGACUGCAGAGGCGUUUCACGAGAGGCUAACCGUCACCGAGCUGGAACGGAUCGAUGACGUAGAAAAGUAUUACGCCGGACACUUCCAAGUGCUGGCCGAUGAGUGCGGUGUUCUACUGCUUUUGUAUACGGUUCUAUUGACCAAGGGUCUUGAUAACGUUUUGAGUGAAGUGUCGGAUACUUCAGAACCACUGAUACACGGUACCUACGGUUAUGGUAGCCAAGCUUUGAUCAAUCUCAUGCUAACCGGGCGGGCUGUUCCGUACGUCUGGGACAAUGAGCAAGACGUCGGCGGGUUGAAACUGAAAGGCAUCACGCAACAAUCGGACAUUGGCUUCAUAACUCUGAUGGAACAGAUGCAGUACUGCACCGUUGGAUACUUCUACAAGAACCCGAAAAGUCCGGUUUGGGUGAUGGGCUCGGAAACACAUCUGACGGUACUCUUCAGUAACGAGAAAAGGCUAGUUUCGCCGGAGACGCCAAGCGAAGUUGCUCGACGUGUGUUUCGACAGUUCGAUACCGAAGGCAGCAACUUUAUACCGAGUCCGCUACUGCAGGAUGUGCUGUGCGCUCUGGACCUGGUCAGCGAACCGGAAUACGUGGAUCUGAUGCGCAAGAAACUGGACCCCGAGAGUCUCGGUAUCAUUCUGCUGAACGAGUUCAUGUACGAGUUCUUCCCGACGGAGAAAAAAUCAAUACCGGACACAUUCGAUCUGCUGCACUACAACGGUAUUCCCAACUCGAACUGUGAGAAUCGGGUACGCUACGCCAAAGGGCACGCGAUCCUGCUGGAAAGUGACGUGCGCAUGUGUAACCCAUCGGACCCAAUGUUAACCUGCCUGCAAACCAAAUGGCCCAAUAUCGAGGUCAACUGGAACGACUCCCGGACGCCUUCACUAAAUUGACCGAUCGAUGCGUUGUUUUCGUUGAUUGCGUGUUAGAGCAGAGGAGGGGGAACCCCUUUUCCGCAACACACACACACACACAUACAAAUACGACAAAGCGCGCGCUCGUUUUGUGUGCGGCGUGGUGUUAUCCUUUUACAAUCCGAUAGGCUUCGAUAACAAUCUCCCAUUCCUCCCCCAGAGUUACUGUUAAUGGUGUACAUUGCAAAAUAUUUCUUUCCGCAGAAUAAUAAUAAAUCAGAAUGAUCAGGCCGUGCUUUGCGUAGUGCUGUGUAGAGGGGGAACAUGUCACUUUUCCAUUAAUUUGGACCAAAAUCCCUCACACAUCUCUGCCGUGCAUGGCCCGAUCAUCAGUUUUAGACAUAGAAGGUAUAAUACUUGACUCAAACAUUUAAAAAAACACACCCACACAGCUGGAGCAAAACCCAUCACACAAACUAAUCUCAAUAGAUAACUGGACCCAAAGUAGCUGAGAGAUCACUAUUAAUACAACAAAAAAACAGUAGUACCUACUAAUAGACACAGUUCGUUUAAGCGUCAGAUAACUCAUCAAAGCAGAAUACAAAAAAAUACCACAAAACCAAAUAAAACACACUCUUAACUCUAACCAACAACCAAAACCAGAGACCAGAAUACGAAUAGGCACCGCCGGGCGCUGGGAAGAAGAAAGAAUCGAUAUUGAAGUGACCUGCGAAUGUGUGUACUACACACAGUGUAAUGUGUUUUAGUUUAUUUCCUCACGAGCGGAAUAUGUAUUCAGCAAAAACGAAAAGAAAAAAAAAUCGUAGUAGGAAAAAAAAUAAGAACCCCCGAGAACGAAAUCAAAGAUAUGUACCGUGGAAUGAUCGAAAAUAUAUAUAUGAAAAUUAUUAACAGAUA